AUGGCUGCUUUGGAGCAGCCGUUGAGAGUGGGCCCCUUAGAGAGAGACAUUGAAUUGGCCAUCACUGCUCUUAAAAGAGGAGCUCAGUUGCUCAAGUAUGGCCGUAGAGGGAAGCCCAAGUUUUGCCCCUUCAGGCUGUCAAAUGAUGAAUCUGCUCUAAUAUGGAUAUCUGGGAAAGAGGAGAAGCAUCUUAAACUAAGCCAUGUCUCCCGAAUUAUCCCUGGUCAGCGCACUCCAAUUUUUCAGAGAUAUCCUCGUCCUGAGAAGGAAUACCAGUCAUUUUCUCUUAUAUACAGUGACAGGUCUUUAGAUUUGAUAUGCAAGGACAAAGAAGAAGCUGAAGUCUGGUUUACUGGUCUAAAGGCACUAUUAUCGCAUCGUCAGCUUUGGAAAAAGAGGGAAGAAACUAGUAACGAUGGACUUUUAUCAGAGGCAAAUAGUCCUAGAUCAUACACCCUUAGAAGUUCUCCUUUGAGCUUCGCAUUUGGUAGUGAUGAUAGUUCACUGAAGGAUGGAGUGGGACCUGUUCCUCUUCGUACUCCAUAUGACAGUCCCCCUAAAGUUGGUUCAGAGAAGGCAUUGUCUGAUGUAGCAUACACUGUGCCUCCUAAGGUAUUAUUUCCAUUAGAAUCUGCUUGUGAGCCUGGCUUAGAUGAAACAACAGGGCGUCUGAAGGGUACGAACGCGGAUGCUUUUAGGGUUAGUUUGUCAAGUGCUGUUAGCUCAUCAAGUCAAGGUUCUGGUCGUGAUGAUAAUGAUGCAUUAGGGGAUGUUUAUAUUUGGGGGAAGGCACUGGUGAGGGCAUUUUAG
Molecule: messenger RNA, 810 nt
Organism: Dovyalis caffra
Lineage: Eukaryota; Viridiplantae; Streptophyta; Magnoliopsida; Malpighiales; Salicaceae
Source: the annotation of a GenBank genome assembly